AUGGCAAUAAAUCUCAACAAUACAACAGCUAUCGACUCAUUCAUUGCCGGAUUUAAUGGCACAACUCAAUUUAAUGGUGCUUCAUGGAAAACGUCAUAUCCACCUAUUAUUGGAUCAGGUCCGGUGGAAUCUCACGAUCUACCUUUUUUUGAAUAUGGUAACUUAGACCGUAAGGCUUUAGCAAUCAAAAAAAACUUUGAAUUGCCCUAUUUCAAAGAACAAGAAGAGCUAUCUACAAACCAAAAUUGGUCAAAGAGACUUGACGCCGCAAAGUUUUCUAUAUCAUGUUGGGUUAAUAUUUCAAGGCUCGAUUUCAUCGAAUAUAAAAAAUUCAAAAGCACCGAUAAGGCUCCUAAGGAUCUACAUUGGCCAGAAGUGAAAGUGGCAAUAAAAAACACUGCCAAUGUUAUGACCGACGAGCUAGCAAAUACUGCUUUUCGACGAGGUUGA
This is a messenger RNA of Adineta steineri, 450 nucleotides long. Lineage: Eukaryota; Metazoa; Rotifera; Eurotatoria; Adinetida; Adinetidae. The record is from the annotation of a GenBank genome assembly.